Molecule: messenger RNA, 5527 nt
Organism: Manduca sexta (tobacco hornworm)
Lineage: Eukaryota; Metazoa; Arthropoda; Insecta; Lepidoptera; Sphingidae
Exons: 2
Coding region: 344-5290 (1648 amino acids)
Molecular function (GO): protein binding
Source: RefSeq, a predicted model, not a curated record
AUUAAUACAGUGACAAUAAUAUAACGGCAGAUGGAAGAUGUAGAAUCAACGUAUUUCAUUUGCAUGUUGUUUCUGGCCACCAGACACGUGUCACAACGAAUUUUAAGAUUUCAUAUUAAUGACCACGCACCUACCAUGAAUUUCUUUUAUAAACUUCCCAGUUGACAACUAGGCAGUAGGCACCUAGUUAUUGUGUCCUUAUAUUUCUAGACCAUAACCUUUCAAGUCAACUGAGUAAAAACGCGCCGAUCAAUGACGACCAUCAAGGUGCCUGUUCUUUUUAAAUAUUUUAAAAUUCUGAUCUACACGGAACUUACUAAUUCCUUAAAUUUUAUAAUCCGCCAUGUCGGACUAUAACAAGAUUAUUACUGAUGCUAAAUUACUCAUAGCAUUAUGGGAAAACACUCCUACGAACGUAAUGAGAUCGAAUAUAAGAUCCUGUAUCGAAAAUGGUGCAGAUGUUAAUGUGAAAUUCCUUAACAAUGGAAACAACACCCCGCUACACAUAGCUGUAACAAAAGGUGAUAGAGAACUAGUAAACACACUGCUCCAAUAUGGCGCGAGAGGAGGCAUCGCGAAUGAUGAAGGUAAAACCGCUAUACAGCUCGCGAGGGAACUUUCACGUUCCGAUAUUGAAGAAAUACUCUUAGCAUGCGAAGAAUCAACUGAUAAGGAAGAUGCGACACCCGUAAUUGAAGACGGAGUAACUUCCGCUGCUGUGUCUACAUAUAAAAAACGGCCCGGGACAGCAAACGUGCGCGGACAAUUGUACGAGACGAAGUUACUCACACUCAUCUACCUGAGAGCCACAAGAUGCAGACUCGUCACACAAUUCUACAUGGGCACCAACGUCGACGAGAUCGGAGACAUGGACGACGUGUGUCUCAGACUUAAAACUAUAAAUGAUGAUUAUGUCAUAUUCUUGCAAGCAAAGCACAAGGAUAAUGUCGAGAAAGGCAGAGUAGCAAUUGAGGAUUUGUGGCGAGCGAGUAGCGAUUUUAGUUUGCUGAAAUAUUUUUCCAGUUAUAAAAAAAUACGAAACAAAUUUCACCCCGAUUCCGAAGACGAUCUAUUUCGGGGUCGAUAUGAAGAUGUGAAGCGUUUUUAUAUAAUGUAUACUACAGUCAAAGACGAGAUAGAAUGUAUUCAUAAGAAUUUAGUCCCUAACGAUGAGGUGACAGACUUAUUAGGAACAGGCGAAUAUCAAAGUAUAUUCCAGCUAAAGUCCAACGAACAAUGCCUAGAGAUAUUAACCAGAGCAGUAAUAAUAGAACGCAUAAAAAAUAUGGGAAAACAACUUUUUGAAUUUAUAAACGACAACAAACCCAAUCAAAUGUUAUGCGAUGAGAACGUACGCAAGUUCCAUGUUGUGCUCGCGCGGAAGGUAUUUCAAGUGUCCGAAAUGAAUGCAGAAGGAUACCGUACCGGCAAAUUCCGUGAAGAAUUCUUUUCUUCAAAUGAAGAACUGCUAAUUAUACUCAAAGAAACGUUAUAUGAAGAAGCUACAAAGAAAAAUAGGCUAAGCAGAGAUGAUACUUAUGUUUCAAUAUUCAGAGCGUCAAUGCAGCCUGAAGCAAAGACAAUUUCCAAUCUGAUAGGGAACAUUCUCACAUACGAUAAGAAUAAUAAUAAUCUCAAAGUAAAUGACGAACAAAACGAGAAAUUUUCCGAUUUACAAUAUCUGUUUGAUUCUAUUCAAUUAUCCCAAUCCGAUAUUAAUGAAGCACUUGAAAUUGCGGGGCAACGAAAGCUCUGUUCCUUAACAUUUAAUCUUCCUGCUGCGUUUGGUAACCUAGACAUGACUGUAACUGUAAAUAAGAAAAGAGCUGAAAAGAGACUAGAGUUCUUGGCUAAUAAGAUAUCCGACGUCAUGAAAGAGUCAGCCGACGCGGAGGGGAAUGUAGUGCUUCGUGAGGGAGUGUAUGCUGCUGACAAGCGGCUGGAGCCGGGAGUGCUGGCAAUCAACGGAGGUAUCGCAGGCGCGGUCGGUAACCUCUUUGUUCCGGAUGAUGAAAAUAAAUUAAAAUUCAACUUGGACGUCGACACGUUGGGUGAGAACGCCAAAACUAUGCUCCUGAAACUAAAGGACCGACACAUUGAUUUACACAAGUACCGAUUCAUAAUUGAAAUUGAGGAUUUCCCAAGACUCUCUUUACAUGCUACGGAAAGUGAAAUAAGGUUUGUAAUGGACUUUUUAGACAACCUAUAUUUCUACACGUGUCAGGCGAAAGAAUGUCAAGUAGAAGCAAUAGGAGUGAAAGAACUUCAAGCGCAUGAGUUCAGCGAAAGUUUAAGUAAAGCGGAAUCGCAAAUCAAAUCUAAAUCUUUGUUUCUGAUAAUGCAUAAUGAAAUCCAGAAAUGGUGGAUGAUAGAUGUAAUAGUCCCCUAUCUGACUCGAAACACGUACAAAAAUGUAUUCCGUGACUUAAGAAAUAAAGGAAUAUUCUCAUUCCUGAACAAUGUUUACAUGAAGGAGAUAAACAAUGUCGACUUAGAAUUUGUGCCGGACGCAGUUGAAGUGCUGUCUGUUUGUGAACGCGACACUCGCUACACGAUGAUGAUCGUUAUCCACACAGAUGUGCCCGUGCUAACUUGUCACAAACUAGUGCAGUUCCUCAGAGAUAAAGAAGAUUACAUAUUUUUAGACAUUGAUUACCUUUGUAGAAUGUCCCCAAGUGGGUUGAAAAUGAUAACUGAAGAACUUGCUGAAACGAAUAUUCGUAAUAUAAUCAUCACAUGCAAAGAUGUGUCUAAAUAUCACGACGUAAUUCGUGCUUGUUGUAAUAGAAAUUUAAUACUGGUAACUAGUAAUAAUAACGUUCCAAUACAGGAAUGCAUUUUCGCGAGAGACGAUAGGAUCAACUUCACUGACUUAACUGAUGAAUCGCAACUCAAACUUCUUCAAAAUAAAUUCACUUUUCAGGGCAUCGAAGUCACUUUUGAAGAAAUAUUCGAUAUAGGGAUGAAACAUUUAAUCAAUUCAAAGGUACUUGAAAAAAUUCUAAAUAAAGAAUAUAUCACUUUGGGACAAACGCUUACGAUGUCGACGUACGAAGAAAUCAAAGAUUAUUAUGUGCCAAGAAUUAUGCGGCGCAAUGAAAAAGUUUAUGGCAUCAGAAAUACCCAAGAUGACGAAUUGGACUAUGCUAUGCCAUCUAGUUCUGAAAGUGAAGAUGACCAAUUGGAGCCUUACUAUGAACGUUCAGAUUCUGAUGAAAGAUUUUCACCCUCGACCCUCAUUGAUCAUCACAUUUUUAAAAGGAAGCUAAAAAAGAGGAUUUACGAUAUUAUUCUCCUCAUAGACGCUCCUGGCAUGGGUAAAUCCACUCUGCUAACACAUUUGUCACUGGAGACAAAAGAACGAUAUCCAAAUAUAUGGAUUCAGAGAAUAAAUCUGAUCGAUCACACAAAACAGUUUCACGAAUGGCACGAGAAACAAGUAGAAGUAGACAGUGAGGAAGCUUUGAAAUUCGUGUGUAAAGCAGUACUGUCUAAAGUAUCGUCCCAAGGCAAUGUUCGCAUUUUCCAUGAUGUCAAUUUAGAAAUCGUUAACGACGAAAUAAAACACAUCAAUCGUGACCAAGAGAGCACACUGUUGGAAUUCGAGCUAAAUACUUUUUUGUAUUGCUUCAAAGAACGGCGAAUUAUAUUCCUAGUCGAUGGGUUCGAUGAAAUCUGUCCCCACUACAAAAGAGAAGUCACACAGUUAUUAAAGUUUCUGGCGAGUCAGAGUACCAUAAGCGACAUGCCAGUAAAAGAAUGUGAUCAGAAACCUUCCGCGCGGUGUGUCUGGAUCACCAGCCGCCCGUACAAUGACUUGAGGGAAACACUGGAAACUGAAUUUGGAGAGUCUUACACGCUCCAAUCAUUCACUUACAAAAAUAUUUGCAUAUAUUUGGACAAGUACAUGAGGCGGAAUUUAGACCUAAAUGCUUUGACUAGUGCACAGUUAAGAAAUAUUAACGGAUUUUUCGAAUACAUGAAACAAUUCGAUUUACACUACGUUGAAUCCGCAAAAGACGUUGGACUUGUUAAUAUACCGCUGCAUAGUGUGUACGCCGCUGCGAUGGAAUAUUUUAAAAGUGAAAUAAAGCGGUCGCAUGUGUGUGACGAAAACUUAGUGUACGUUAAAGAAUGGGAUGUCGAAAUAAACAAACUGAUGGCGUGGCGAACGCAUCUGUACAAUUACGAGAGGUUUAAUGAUGUCAUCACGCUGUCCGGGGUGCCGCUGCACGUGUACAUCGCUGUCCAAUACUUUCAGAGCCAAGUCAAAGAUACAACUCUCACAGACCCCGAGCAGCUCAUACAGCAAUGGGACCUGGACACGAAUGCGUUUGCAUUUUACGAGCGCUUUACAGAAAUGAAAUUAAAAACAAUACGUUUUGAAGAAAAGAAUCGUAUGGACAUGUAUAACCCUGACGUGAAAAUUACCUAUGAGAAGGAGAAAAAAGAUUUUUUGGACAAACACAAGAAAUUGGCGUUCUACAGCGUGGGUGUCGAAGCAGUGUUCUCGCAGGACGAGUUGAAUGAGAUUAAAACUAUCAUCAAAGCGAUGAAAAUCGGUGAAGACAAGACGGGGCUGAUAGACAGAAUAGUUAACGAUAGACCUAGAUUUGUUCAUUACACCUUCGCUGAAUAUUUUGCAGUGGAAUUUAUUGUUGAUAGUCUAAAAUCCACCGACGUUGAUAAACAACAACGAAUGAUGCGUUAUGUACUGGACAAUAUGAUGGUUUGGGCAACAAUGGGUAUUUAUAAUAUAUUCGAUCUCAAAAUUAAAUUAGACCCUGUGUUCACGAAUGCGAUGAGUUCUCCCCACAUGAGUAACUUCAUUUUUGAAAAUUUGAUUGACCAAAGCAAUGCAGAACUUCCUUACCAAGUACACGAGGUCUACAUGGGCAAUCCGGAUGACCUUAUAAACACAGCCUUGGACAAAGCGUUCGAGCAUGGUAUGACACAGUUCGCCACGUUAUUAUUAAAUAUUCUUACUAAUACAGCAGACGAGAUUAGCUUUACUGAUGUUAUGAGUUACAUAAAAAAGGGGCCGCUCUUUAAGAAACUUAUAGUUUCGAACCGUGAUGAUCUUGUGGGUAAAAUAUUGGAUUUUAUAAGGAGAUUUGAUCGUUCAAGAAUCGAUGAUAUAUUUCCAUAUUCAUGUUUUGAUAACCAUGUACAUUCUCAAAGCUCUAACGAGGAAUUUAUCGAAGCUUACCAUCAAAAAUUAUUCGAAGAGCAACAAUUCAAAAUUAUGUCCGCUCGGCGGAAUAGGCAUAUGAGUAUUGAUCGGUAUUAGUUUCCUGUAUCCGCUCGGUGUAAAAAUUGUUCGUUAACCACGUGCGGGCUUCUGAUUAGGUAUUAUAAGUGACAGGUUCCUCGUAGACUUGUGUACGGUGUCACGUACAUUUUUAUUGUAUACUAUUUAAAAUGGACUGCCUCGGUGGCGUAGUUGUAUUGCACGUCCGGUACAAUAGCGCUCUGAGGUCCUGGGUUCGAAUCCCGGGACGGGCAAAGUGAUAUUUGGGUUUUUCUG